Messenger RNA from Sclerotinia sclerotiorum 1980 UF-70, 417 nucleotides. RefSeq lists its product with no specific name. The transcript is spliced from 2 exons. NCBI's taxonomy places the organism in Eukaryota, Fungi, Ascomycota, Leotiomycetes, Helotiales, Sclerotiniaceae. The record is from RefSeq and is a predicted model, not a curated record. The coding region runs from base 1 to 417 and encodes 138 amino acids.
AUGACUUCGGGGGUUCAAACAUGGAAUUCGGAUCGACUUAGCGAGAAAUUGGAAACAUAUUCCCCCUCUCCCUCACCAAAUCUACCUCCAACGCCAAGAUCUAGAAUUAGCAAAAGCAAAUACAAAUACGAAAAAUCAUCAUCAUCAAUAGAAACUCUCACCCAACCACCAAUAAAUUUAUCUGCAUCUAUAUCGCCAUUUCCGGACCAUGUAUAUGAAUCCGAAUCUGAUAGAGAAAGAGUAUAUUCUUCUGGAAAAUCUAGUUUCUCUGAUCAGAGUAGUGUGGGAAUGUCGACAGAUUCGAAAGCUGGAGAAGAGAAAUGGGGAGAAGGAGGGUUUAGAAAAGGUGAAUGGAGGAAUUGGAGAUGGGGUGGACGAUUUUUGAGGAGGAAGGGGGGGGUUGGUACCGGUUUAUAG